This is a messenger RNA of Stylonychia lemnae, 1041 nucleotides long. NCBI's taxonomy places the organism in Eukaryota, Ciliophora, Spirotrichea, Sporadotrichida, Oxytrichidae. The record is from the annotation of a GenBank genome assembly.
AUGUAAUCAUAUCUUGGUUCAUUAAUUACAAAGACUACUCCUAAGUUAGAUAUCAUAAUGGCAGUAGAUGACUUGAAAUAGUUCCAUCAAGAGAAUCUGGCCAUCAAUAAGUCUCAUUACACAAUGAUGAAUAGAGCUACAAAAAACAAGGUUCUUUACUACUUCUAAAACAAAGGAGCUAAAGUUCACUUUAACUAUAUGAAGAUUUAAGAUCCAGAUGUUUAGGACUAGAAGGAAAGUAAAGAGAAUAUGAUAGACAUGAGAUAUGGUGUGAUUCAGUAUGAUGACUUAAUUAGAGAUCUUGAGUUCUGGGAGACAAUGCUUGUUAGUACGAUGAUGCAAAGACCAAUAAAGACAGUUGUAUAAUGCGAUUAAGUUUGGUAACAUCAAUCUAAAAACUUGAGAAGUGCUCUUGCAGUGGCUGCCUUAAAUACUCUGGAUGGAGAUUCAGAGUCUAAACUUUAUGAAAAAAUUGUUAAUAUUCCUCAUUACCACAGCAAGUAUCUUACAAUUCUAGACAAAGAAGAAGAAGAAGAAGUAGUUCAAGAAAAUUAUGACAGAUUCUAAAGAAUGUAUCAUCCAAUCUGGCAAGACACCUUCAAAGAUGUCUUUGAGAUAAAAGACAAUAAAUUUUAUAUUUAGCAAGAUCAAGCAACAAGGAAAUUCCUUAUGAGUUAGCUAAACGAUAAUGUUUUCCAAAAUAUUGACAAAAUUUCUAUUAAAAUCUAUGAUGAUGAGACUAAAUUCCAUAAGAAUGAAUUUACUGAGAGGAAAAAGGAGAAAAUCGCAUAAUAACUAAUUGAAGAGUCAAAAGAAGACAACCAAGUUUAAAACAAGGAGAUAUAUCAAAGCAUCGAUAAGAUCCUCAUUGCCCAUAGAAAUACAAAAAUGUUCCUUUUUGUGAUGAGCUGGCAAUUUUUCCUAGCAUACUUCCUGGUUAAAAAGUUCUUCUAGGGUCUAUUCCUCUAUUAUAUGUACAAAAAAGCUUAGAAACAGAUCGCUAAUGAUAAGAAAGUAUUACAGCAACCUUAAGUUUUAUGA